UCAAAGUUGCAUUUAAAUUGCAAAAAUUAAUUUGAAUUUCAAAAAGUGAGAAUUGGAAUUUUUAAAAAUCUUUGGAUUUAAAUAAGAUUAAAUCUUGUGACUGGUUUAAAUUGAAUCUAAACAGUAAAGUGCAUUAAGGAAUUCUAAGAAGCUGAGUUACUAAUUUGUGUAUUCAAAAAUUAUCAGUAAUAUUUUAAUGAAAUUCAAACAGAAUAAAAAAUAUCAAGUAAGGUAGAACAUCAAUGGAAGUGCAUUAAGUCAAACAAAACGUUUUACAUUCAUUUAAACAAGAAUUUUUGAGAUAAGAGAAAAAAGUGAAGAAUUUGUUGAAUAUUAAUUGCAACUUUUGGAAGUGUGUGGGAUAUUUUUAGAGACUGGAAUUUCGGAUAAGGAAUUUUGAGGAACAAGAGUUGUGGAUCGUGUUCCGUAGGAUUUGCAUGAAAACAAAAACAAAAUCUUUGAAUUUCCCAAGAAAAAUCUCAAAAUUCAAUUUAUAGAAUCAAAAAGUUCUCAGCCAAGAAAACAGCUUUGCGAUGAGAAAAUCAAACACAAAGAAUUUCCAAUAAAAAGAAGAAAGGAAAGCCAAAGAAAGAGAAGAUAAAUAAAAAAUAUAAAAAAGUGAAUUCACAGUGAAUAACAAAAUAAUAAUUGAACGUGAUUAUAAUACUGUAUAUUAUUAUUCAAUAUUAUAUUCAUCGAUGCAUUACUGACUGAAUUCUUAAAGAACCGACAAUAUUGUGGUAAAUAAGUGUACAUUCACAUACACACAGCAAGAUGAAAAUAUCAAAUUAUUAAGAAUCUCUCUCAUUAUUGAUCCACCAAGCCUGCGUUAAAAAGAGAGUGAAUUUAAAAAAAUAUUAAAUUUCAUCAAAUGUGUUUAUCUUACUUCCUCUCCACCCCGACACAAUGCAUUACAAUUGUGUGGCCUGAGAAGACGGAAUGAUUUAUUAUAACGCUGGAAUAUAAAUAAAGUGGAAUAAAGAACAGAAAUUUACCUACAUAGACGACGAAGAACAAGGAUACAAUUGGAUAUUAAAACAUUAAUAUUAUUAUUACCUUUGUUAUACUAAAAUAAGCAGCACACAUAAAAAGGAGAAGAAAAAUCAUCUUUUAAGGAAUUCUGAGAAAGAUACAUAAAAAAGAUGUUGAAGCACGUUCACAUUUCACCUCUACGAAGUCGAUCGGAUUCCAUUUCACUUCGUUCGUCGACGGCAUCAUCUUUAAAUAAUGUAUCAUAUACAUCAUCAUUAUGCGGCAGCCCAGAACCUCAAAUGACACCAUCAAGAUCGUCGAGUUAUUCAAGUCUAAAUGAGUCUAUAGCACAGACAACCUUAAAGGUGUAUACAGCAUGCUUAAAGCUUGACAUAGAGUAUAAAACAUUGGCAGUAUCUUGGGACACAACUGCUAGACAAAUUGUCACACAAGUUCUAAGAAGAUGUAAAAUGCGUCAUCGAGAUCCACGACUAUUCUUUUUGUCAAUGGAAGUCCGAAUACGAAGAGCUGAUGCACGUACAUUAUUAACUUUAGAUGACUCAGCACGACCAGCAAUGCUUCAAGCUUGUCAUCCAUCAGGCGAAUCAAAAUUUCAUUUGCAAAUGAAAGCAGGCGGACUAAUUCGUGUCCAUACAUCCGCUCUACAGCAGACAUCUCAAUAUAAGAGUCUAUUAAUAUCAGAACAGACGACAUCAGAUGAGUUACUAAGUCUCUUAUUGUCAUGUUACAAUUCGACUGAACCAGUUGAGGACUUUUCAUUGUAUGAAGUAUGUCCAGAACAAGAAUACCAGAGGAAAUUACAUCCAGAUGAUUUGCCAUUGCGUGCACAAAUUUUACGCAAUCAAAAAGGCGAUGCUUGUCACUUCCUCGUACGAAGAAUUAGAAAUAUGGCAAGACGAUCAGUUCAAUUGGAUAUUCAAAAUAAUAAUCAGAAACAAAAUUAUUCAAUUGACAUAAGUUCAUCAUUAAGUCCAGCUAAGGCACAAAAAAUUGAUGAAAUCAGCAUAAAAUCACCCUCAACAUCCUCAAUUCAGUCAUCAUCUCCAUCGAUCGUAAAGUCGACAUUCACAAAAUUGGAAUCAUGUUUCGGCAAACUUAAUGCACUAACUCGAUAUGAUCAGUCAAGCAUGCCCGAUGUGAACGGAAAUGUGAUUCAGCAACAAAAACAAUCACCACCACGAAAAUGUCAAUGCAAUAUGAGCAGCACACAAAAAUGCAAUUAUUGUAGUCAAAGACUCUUGAAGGGCUUCAAUGAUUCACUUAGGCAAUCAGAAAAAUCAUUAUUAAAAUCACCAACUUACAAUCCAGUCUAUAAUAUUCGAGAAAUUCGGACUGUCCAAAACUCAUUCUCAUCAUUUGGAAGCGAUAAGAAAUUGAUUGAUUUGGAUAUAGCCGCGAGAAAGGCUGUUUCACGAAGACAUAGCGUAGCUGUUGACCAAAUUGAGAUCAUUGAUGCUGAUAUGGUCGGAAAUGUUGGAAAUUAUGUCUACAUAUAAAAUGCAUGUAAUUUUAAAGGCUCAACAGUUUCGGGUCUGUUCAGCUAUUGAAAAUGAAUUGAAGUUAACUAAAUUUCUAUUUAAGAGACAAUGAGCCCCUUCCCAUAUUUUCUAAUUAGUAAACGCUAGUCACCUGUCCCAAUCUAUACUUGCCUAAUUUAACUUUUUUUGUAAAGGGGCUGUUCACUUAUUACGUAACGCGAAAAAAUGACUUUUUAGACCCCCCCCCCCCCCCUCGUAACAAAAUUUGUAUGAAAAAAAAAUUUCCUUGUUUGAACCGUAACAAACCGUAGACCCCCCCCCCCUAAAAGCGUUACGUAAUAAGUGAAUGGCCCCAAAG
Messenger RNA from Chironomus riparius, 2829 nucleotides. The record is from the annotation of a GenBank genome assembly. NCBI's taxonomy places the organism in Eukaryota, Metazoa, Arthropoda, Insecta, Diptera, Chironomidae.